Podarcis muralis (Common wall lizard) is the source of this 2834-nucleotide messenger RNA. NCBI's taxonomy places the organism in Eukaryota, Metazoa, Chordata, Lepidosauria, Squamata, Lacertidae. The record is from RefSeq and is a predicted model, not a curated record.
CUCCUCCUCCCACCGCAUCGCUAGGAUGCUUUUUGGGCAAAGUGAAUGGAACCCCCCGCGAAACUCAGGGCAAAGGGCUAGGUGAGGGCAGCGGCUUCACGGAGGCUUCACUUCCUCGCUGGGCAUGCGCACAAGCUUGGCACAUGCUCAUUCCGGCCGCACGAGGGGCUCUGGGCAUGUGCAGAAGCGAAAUGGGUACAUUCUGAAGCAGGGCAGUUUCAGCUAUGACACCUGCAGCAUGUGCCAGGAGCUGCAGCAGCAGCAGCAACAGCAGCAGCAGCAGCCUGUGCGCGGUGCAUCUUUCUCUCUCCAGAGCGGUAAAUAUCAGCUGAUCCUCUGUGACAGCAGCAACAGCAAGAGCAGCAGGAGCAGGAGAAGCCAGCAACCCACAGAGCUUUUCUGGAGAAUGAUUGAAGACUGUGGGAAAAGAGGAACCACCAUGGCAGAAAGGAGACAGCUGUUUGCAGAAAUGCGGGCUCAAGAUCUGGAUCGCAUCCGUUUAUCUACCUACAGAACAGCAUGCAAGCUUAGAUUUGUACAGAAGAAAUGCAACUUGCACUUAGUGGAUAUUUGGAAUGUAAUAGAAGCAUUGCGGGAAAAUUCAUUGAACAACCUGGAUCCGAACAUAGAACUGAAUGUGGCUCGAAUUGAAGCUGUCCUGUCCACCGUUUUUUACCAACUGAACAAACGCAUGCCAACUACCCACCAGAUCAACAUAGAGCAAUCCAUCAGCUUGCUACUCAACUUCCUGCUGGCAGCUUUUGAUCCAGAAGGACAUGGAAAAAUGUCUGUCUUUGCUGUCAAAAUGGCCUUGGCAACACUUUGUGGAGGAAAGAUCAUGGACAAAUUGAGAUAUAUUUUCUCAAUGAUUUCAGACACCAGCGGUGUAAUGGUUUAUGGUAAAUAUGACAUGUUUCUGCGAGAAGUCCUUAAACUACCCACGGCAGUCUUUGAAGGUCCUUCUUUUGGAUACACAGAGCAGUCAGCAAAAUCCUGUUUUUCUCAACAGAAAAAAGUCACACUGAAUGCUUUUUUGGACACUCUCAUGUCUGAUCCUCCACCACAAUGCCUGGUCUGGUUACCACUUCUGCAUCGAUUGGCAAAUGUUGAGAAUGUCUUCCACCCUGUCGAGUGUUCCUACUGCCAUAGCGAGAGCAUGAUGGGAUUUCGCUAUCGAUGCCAGCAGUGUCACAAUUACCAGCUCUGUCAAGAUUGCUUCUGGAGGGGACAUGCCAGUGGUUCCCAUAGCAACCAGCACCAAAUGAAAGAAUACACGUCAUGGAAAUCACCUGCUAAGAAGCUAACUAAUGCACUUAGCAAGUCUUUAAGCUGUGCUUCCAGCCGUGAACCUUUGCACCCAAUGUUCCCUGACCAGCCUGAAAAACCUCUAAACUUGGCUCAUAUUGUAGAUACCUGGCCUCCCAGACCAGUCACCAGCAUGAAUGACACAUUGUUCUCCCACUCUGUUCCCUCAGGAAGCCCUUUCACAAACAGAAGGUUACAUGAGGGUAUAAAUAUAGCCAGUCCUGUGGCUGAUGAGCACUCUCUUAUAAAGCUGUAUGUAAAUCAGCUUCACAACAAUUUACGCUCUCCUUACAAGAAUAAUGAAGUAGAGCAGAACAAAUUUCUGGCUAGGGCUGCUCCAGCUUUUUUGAAAGGCAAAGGGUUACAGUAUAGCCUCGAUGUUGCAGACAGGCUGGCUGAUGAACAUGUUCUCAUUGGGUUGUAUGUCAACAUGCUCCAGAACAACCCCUCACGUUUGCUCGACAGCCCAAACCGUCUAGAUGAAGAGCACAGACUGAUCGCAAGGUAUGCAGCAAGACUGGCAGCCGAGACUACUUCAUCACAACUGCAACAGCAACAGCAACCACAACAGAGAGGUGCUCCAGAUAUCUCAUUCUCUAUUGAUGCUAAUAAGCAACAAAGACAGCUUAUUGCAGAACUUGAAAAUAAGAACAGAGAAAUCUUACAAGAGAUUCACAGGCUGCGACUUGAACAUGAGCAGGCGUCUCAACCCACUCCAGAGAAGGCAGCGCAGAAUCCUACUCUCCUGGCAGAACUUCGGCUCCUGAGGCAGAGGAAGGAUGAGCUUGAACAGAGGAUGUCAGCUCUUCAGGAAAGCCGGAGAGAACUCAUGGUUCAGUUAGAAGGCCUCAUGAAACUGCUAAAGGAAGAAGAAUUGAAGCAGGGAACCCAAGGGGCAGGCUCCCCACGCUCCUCUCCCAGCCACACUAUCAGCCGGCCUAUUCCUAUGCCCAUCAGAUCUGCGUCUGCCUGCUCGACUCCAGCCCAUACACCUCAAGACUCUCUGACAGGCGUGGGAGGAGAUGUGCAGGAAGCCUUUGCGCAAGGUUCAAGAAGAAAUUUAAGGAAUGACUUGCUGGUAGCAGCAGAUUCAAUCACCAACACUAUGUCUUCUCUGGUGAAAGAACUGAACUCAGAAGUUGGAAGUGAGACAGAGAGUAAUGUGGAUUCUGAGUUUGGUCGGACUCAUUUUGAUGACCUUGUUCCAUCGCCAACUUCUGAAAAGGCUUUCCUUGCGCAGAUUCAUGCCCGGAAGCCAGGAUACCUUCACAGUGCAGCUGCCUCUGGCACCAUCCGCAGUGAUAUGGUUACAGAAGAUGGAGACCCUUACGUUAGAGCAGAUGAUGAGAACUAUGAAAAUGACUCUGUUCGCCAGCUAGAGCAUGAGCUCAAGAUGGAGGAAUAUUUGAAACAAAAGCUGCAGGAUGAAGCUUAUCAGGUCAGCUUGCAAGGAUGAGUAACUAGUAUCACUCUCCUCUCAAGAAAGCUGCAGUCAAAUGGACAAUGAAAGUGACAGAAGAAAGGAGGAG